Penicillium verrucosum is the source of this 804-nucleotide messenger RNA. RefSeq lists its product as uncharacterized. The transcript is spliced from 4 exons. Lineage: Eukaryota; Fungi; Ascomycota; Eurotiomycetes; Eurotiales; Aspergillaceae. Bases 1 to 804 code for a protein of 267 amino acids. The record is from RefSeq and is a predicted model, not a curated record. Gene Ontology annotation, molecular function: oxidoreductase activity, acting on the CH-OH group of donors, NAD or NADP as acceptor.
AUGGGCAAAGAUGGGGGGCGCACGGCACUGGUAACGGGUGGUGCUCGGGGUUGCGGGCUGGCCUUUGCGCGGGGACUGGCCGAGGCUGGCGCUGAUGUAGCUGUCUUUGAUGUCGUCCCACCUGAGGAAGGAUACCAUUCAAUUGAGAAGGAAUGUGGUGUCCGGACUGUGUAUUACAAGGUCGACGUCUCAUCCCAGGAAUCGUUGGAAGAAGGCUUCGCCAACUUCCAGAAAGAUUUUUACAAUGCUCUUGACAUAUGCGUUCCAUGCGCCGGUAUUAAUCGCCAUAUCCCAUUCCUCGAAUUUACCUACAAGGAUUAUCAGGAUCUACUAUCUAUCAACGUACUCGGUCUUUACUUCACUGCCCAGCUCGCAGCUAAGCAGAUGAUUACGAACAAGACAAAACACGGCAGCAUUAUUUUAGUAGCCAGUAUGGCAAGCCAUAUCGCUGUACGCAGCCAGCUAUGUUCCGCCUAUUGUGGCACGAAAGGCGCGGUUAGAUCGAUGUGUCCUGCGAUCGCAAAAGAGGUGGCCGAAUAUGGUAUUCGAGUCAAUUCCAUCUCUCCGGGAUUUGUAAAGACAGAGAUGACGGCUUCAGUAAGUUCCCACCCCAAGCAAGGUACUCUGAUAUCCGCUAAUGGCCAGUUCCCCCAUCUCCUUGACGGCUGGAAGUCCGAAGCCAUGAACGGUCGAAUUGCCGAACCGGAAGAUAUCAUGGGGGCGUGUGUAUUCCUCGCAAGUGAUGCGAGUGCGUACAUGACCGGGUCGGACAUUGUUGUGGACGGUGGGGUGACACGGUGGUGA